ACUCCCCCCCUCUCUCAUUGCAUCCAUUUUUGUGCAUUAAAGAAAUCUCCAAGAAUUACUAACCUGGAGGAAGGCGAGCUAAGCAGAGUGACGGAGGAGGGUUAAGGACCCCAGAGGCAGACAAAUAAGGACGGACCGGGCAUCUUUUAUUCCAACAUGCGAGUGAAACCCCUCUAAGGGAUGGCAACGAUGGGUUAGACAGGAUUUAACAUGACUGCAAAAUAAAAGCCACUGUGUGUAAAAGAUGUCUGCUCCACACGGGCCCCGGGACGGCCCUGGCCCUGCUGCUGCUACUCCCUCAGCGGCCGGCGCCAUGCCGGAGAUGCCGGACCUCAGCCACCUCACCGAGGAGGAGAGGAAGAUCAUCCUCGGCGUCAUGGACCGACAGAAGAAGGAGGAAGCGAAGGAGCAGUCUAUGCUAAAGAUCAACGAAGAACCAAAGCCUCAGCCGGCACAGUGGUUUCCCUUUAGUGGGAUCACUGAGCUGGUAAAUAACGUUCUUCAGCCCCAGCAAAAGUCCCCAAAUGACAAGGAGCCAGAGCAAAAUGCAAAAUUGCACCAGCAGUUUGAGUCAUAUAAGGACCAGGUUAAGAAGAUGGGGGAGGAGACAAAGCAGGGUCAGGACCAGAAGAGCGAAGCCCCAACCUGCGGGAUCUGCCACAAAACCAAGUUUGCCGAUGGCUGUGGCCACCUCUGUUCAUAUUGCCAAACGAAAUUCUGUGCUCGGUGCGGAGGACGAGUGUCUCUGCGGUCAAAUAAGGAGGACAAAGUGGUUAUGUGGGUAUGCAACUUGUGCCGAAAACAACAAGAAAUCCUCACCAAAUCGGGGGCAUGGUUCUACGGCUCGGGGCCUGAUCAAGCGCGGGGUGUGUUUGAGGGUGGGCCACAGGGGAAGAAGGCCAAACUGCAGGACCCGUCCCUAUACCCCUACCAGGGAGCCUCAGGAGACUUGACACCAGCGUCAGACAGAAACAGACCUCACGGCGGGCUCCUGCCCAGACAGGCGUCCCUUGACAACGGUUCAGGGCUAAGGAAACGAAGCCCGUCUGCAUCCAGGGAUCCAAACCAAAAAUACGACCAAAGGGAGGGGGGCGACCACUCACAGUAUGCCCCGACGGACGGCGGCAUGCCUAGAUCACCGUCUGACUAUGGGGAGGGGGACCCUCGGCGGGCUCCGCGGGGCCCACACAUGUACUCAGAUAUGGAUGCAGCGCGAAUGGGCUAUCGGGACCGUCGAGGUCCCGGUCGCUGGCACUCACAGGAAUACCCACUCGACCAGGAGCUAGAUGGACCGCCCAGUGAGUAUGACCUCCAGCGGCAGCGCCAGGAAGAGUUCCAGGCACGCUAUCGCAGCGAUCCCAACCUGGCACGCUACCCUGUUAAGCCGCAGCCCUACGAGGAGCAGAUGAGGAUGCACGCUGAAGUGGGCCGGCUAAGGCACGAACGUCGCCACAGCGACGUCUCCCUGGCCUACACGGAGCAAGAUGAGCCCAGCCCCAUCCGGCUGUCGCGUCAGCUUCUCACUGAGCGCCGGCCGCCUAUGGUGGGACAGCGCUCCUACUCCGUUGACCGGUCCUCACCAGGGCCAAUGGGUCCUGGCCUCGGAGGCCACAGAGGAAACCACAGCCCCCCAACGCCACACCGUAGUCCCGUUCUGGGUGACCGGUCGGGGGACCUGCGAAGAGGAGACCUGGGGGUAGGUGGGGAUAUGAUGAGGAGGCCGCAGCACCACUUGGACCCCAGUUCAGCUGUCCGCAAGACCAAGAGGGAGAAAAUGGAGAGCAUGUUGAGGAACGACUCUCUUAGCUCAGACCAGUCGGAGUCGGUGCGCCCACCACCCCCCAAACCCCACAAAACCAAAAAGGGAGGGAAGAUGAGGCAGGUGUCACUGAGCAGCUCGGAGGAGGAGCUGGCCACCACGCCGGAGUACACCAGCUGUGAGGAUGUGGAGAUAGAGAGUGAGUCAGUUAGUGAAAAAGGGGACAGUCAAAGGGGAAAAAGAAAAACUAUUGAGCAGGCAUUUAUGUCCGAGGCGACACACACCUUAUCUGAGAGGCAAAAGAAAAUGGUGCGCUUUGGGGGACACUCAUUUGAAGAGGACUUGGCAUGGUGUGAACCGCAGGUUAAAGACUCGGGAGUUGAUACGUGCAGUAGCACUACGCUAAACGAGGAGCAUAGCCAUAGUGAGAAGCACCCAGUGACGUGGCAGCCGUCCAAAGAUGGGGAUCGCCUAAUAGGGCGCAUUUUGCUCAACAAGCGCAUGAAAGAUGGAAGUGUGCCUCGAGACUCAGGUGCUCUGCUCGGUCUGAAGGUGGUGGGAGGCAAGAUGACAGAAUCUGGUAGACUUUGUGCUUUCAUCACUAAAGUGAGGAAAGGAAGUCUAGCAGACACUGUUGGACACCUCAGACCAGGAGAUCAGGUGCUGGAGUGGAACGGGAAGCUUUUACAAGGAGCCACAUUUAAAGAAGUUUACAAUAUCAUACUAGAAUCCAAGCCGGAGCCGCAGGUGGAGCUGGUGGUCUCGCGGCCUAUAGGAGAUAUUCCAAGGAUACCAGACAGCACACACUCACAACUGGAAUCAAGUUCGAGUUCUUUCGAGUCUCAGAAGAUGGACCGUCCUUCCAUCUCUGUCACUUCUCCUAUGAGUCCCAGCAUGCUGAGGGACGCCCCCCAGUACCUGUCAGGACAGCUCUCAAGCCAAAGCCUUAGUAGAAGAACACCGCCUUUUGCCCCUAGGGUCCAGGUCAAACUGUGGUAUGACAAAGUGGGCCAUCAGCUAAUCGUCACCAUCCUGGGUGCCAAAGACCUGCCACCCAGGGAAGACGGCCGGCCCAGGAACCCUUACGUCAAAAUCUACUUCCUCCCUGACAGAAGUGACAAAAGCAAGAGGAGAACAAAAACAGUAAAGAAAUCCUUAGAGCCCAAAUGGAACCAGACCUUUAUGUACUCGCCGGUGCACCGGCGGGAGUUUCGGGAACGUAUGCUGGAGAUCACAUUGUGGGACCAAGCCAGGGUGAGGGAGGAGGAGAGCGAAUUCCUGGGAGAGAUCCUGAUUGAGCUGGAGACGGCUCUUCUCGAUGACGAGCCACACUGGUACAAGCUACAAACACACGACGUGUCAUCUAUCCCACUCCCACGUGCCUCCCCGAACGCACAGCGCCGGCAGCUCCACGGAGAGAGUCCAACGCGGCGGCUGCAGAACAAAGGCUCUUAUUCACACAACUCAGGAUCCCAAAGGAUAAGUGACAGUGAGAUCUCAGACUAUGAUUGUGAAGACGGCGUUGGGGUAAUAACAGACUACCGGCCAAAUGGCAGAGACUUCCAGAGCUCCACGCUGUCGGUCCCCGAGCAGGUCAUGUCUUCUAACCACUGCUCUCGGUCAGCUGAUAUAAACAGGGUGCGGUCGCGCUCUCCCAGCGUUCCCCCACCCUCCAGCCGCAACCAUCGUGUGUAUCCGAUCUGCCGCGAGGAAGCAGUCAGGUUACUGCGUUCCACUAGGAUGACCCGUGCCUAUUCAGAGGGCGCCUACUCCUCCGACUAUGACUACGAGAGGAGCCACGGAGCCAUGGAUAGACACGAGUAUCACAGCAGGUCCCGCUCUGCAGACCAGCGGCCCACUAUAGAGCGCCACACGUCCCGCUCACGCUCCACUGAACGCCCCCACGACUCUUCGCUCAUGAGGUCCAUGCCUUCUCUGCCAUCUGGGAGGUCCGCCCCCCCCUCACCUGCCUUGACGAGGGCACAUCCGCGUAGUGGGUCCGUCCAGACCAGUCCCACAAGUACCCCUAUGUCCAGUAGACGAGGUCGGCAACUCCCACAGCUUCCACCCGCAGGCAAAGACAGAAAAGAUGGAGACGAAGGAACAGAGCCUCGUGAAGAAGACACGGACUCACCAAGUUGGACGAACUCAGGUAUGGACAUGGAGGAGAGGACCAGACAGAUGAAACUAAAGAUGAACAAGUACAAGCAGGGAGCUGGUUCUGACUCAAGACUGGAGCAGGACUACCACAAGCGUUCAGGCAGAGAUCCACGGGGCUCCGACAACUUGUCAGCCAAGUCGUCGGACAGUGAUGUAAGCGACGUGUCCGCUGUGUCGAGAACCAGUAGUGCCUCUCGGUUCAGCAGCACGAGCUACAUGUCUGUCCAGUCAGAAAGGCCGCAAGGAAACCGCAAGAUCCGCCAGUUGCGAUCGAGGAGCCAUUCUCGGGAGGGGGAUGAGCAGUUAGGAGAAGUGAGGGAGGAAGAGGAGGCAGGAGAAAAAGGCAGAGGGGCUAGUAAAGAAGGAAGGGUGCAGAGAGGGGGGAAGGAGUGGGAGGGAAAGGUAGACGCAGGCGAAGAGCAUCAGAAGGAUUUGAUGGAGAAAGAAGAGGACUUGCACCAAAGGAGUAUCUCAGAGACUGACCUCAGUGACUUUGCAUCCAAAAUGAAAAACAGGCAGAUGGGCUCAUCGGGUGGGAUGAACAUGACCAAGAGCACAAGCAUCAGUGGCGACAUGUGUAACCUGGAGAAGACGGACGGCAGUCAGUCGGACACGGCGGUUGGCACGGUAGGCACUGACGACAAGAAGAGGCGCUCCAGCAUUGGUGCCAAAAUGCAGGCCAUGGUUGGCAUGUCGCGCAAGAGCCGGAGUACCUCUCAACUCAGCCAAACAGAAGCGGGAGGUAAAAAGUUGCGCAGCACUAUCCAGAGGAGCACAGAGACAGGCCUGGCGGUGGAGAUGAGAAGCAGGAUGACUCGGCAGGCCAGCAGGGAGUCCACAGACGGAAGCAUGAACAGCUACAGCUCCGAGGGAAAUCUCAUCUUCCCUGGUGUGAGGCUGUCCUCAGAUGCCCAGUUCAGUGACUUCCUGGAUGGUCUUGGCCCUGCUCAGCUGGUUGGGCGACAGACAUUGGCUACUCCCCCUAUGGGAGACAUCCAGAUUGGCAUGGUGGAGAAGAAAGGUGCACUGGAGGUGGAGGUCAUCAGAGCCCGUGGCCUUGUGGGAAAACCAGGUUCCAAGGCACUGCCAGCACCGUAUGUAAAGGUCUACCUUUUGGAAAACGGAGUCUGCAUAGCCAAAAAGAAAACUAAAGUAGCAAGAAAAACCUUGGAUCCUCUUUAUCAGCAGCAACUGCCGUUUGAGGAGAGUCCAGGAGGGAAGGUUUUACAGGUCAUCGUAUGGGGUGACUAUGGACGUAUGGACCAUAAAUCAUUCAUGGGAGCAGUUCAGAUACUGUUAGAUGAGCUGGACCUGUCCAACAUGGUGAUUGGCUGGUACAAGCUCUUUCCUCCUUCCUCACUGGUGGACCCUACUCUGGCCCCACUGACAAGAAGAGCUUCCCAAUCCUCACUGGACAGUUUCUCUCGAUCAUAGCAGCGUGUGGACUGAUAGCGUUGUUGUAGCAGCCAGUGUUGCGAUUACAGGUCACGCCCCCCCCGGUUACACUGCAUGCUUGAUGUUGUGUCUUCUGAGCCUGUUUCUAGGGGUGCAAACGUGAUCCUGUGUUUUGAGCAAAAACGUCACGCACACUGUGCAUGUGGCGAAGCGUAUCGCGAGCGCCUGGUAGCAGGGAUUGCCAGGUGUUGUUGUUGUUGUUUGGAGGAAGCCGGAAUGAACUCCUUAGCACGAGGAAUCCGUCAAUUCCAGGUUUUCAUCCAAUUCGAAGCCAUGGGGGUCAACACUGGGAACCUCUGAAUGAGUUCUACAGAAGCCCUUUUCGAAUGAAAAAUCUGUGUGUUGCUUGAUUUUAUUUUUUUUCCUGUGUCGUUUUCAUUUCUUUUAUUUACUUUUUUCUUUAAAUGUCAGUGUACUUGUCUCUGAAGGGGGUGACAGUGUUUCUAACCAGAUGCUUGGUCACGCCACGCCAACAGACCUAGCCGUGUAGAUGGAAUUUUCGAGACCAUCACUUUGGGUGAGGUGUGUCCCAGCUUGUAACCACACUCCCACAGACCCCAAAAAGAAAAAACCCCGCAUACUCUACAUAUAUCUACCCGUUCAACCCAUACUGGUAAAGCACCGUAAAAGAUUAAUCAAAUGCCACUUUAAAGUGGCUGCCCUCAACACCCCCUUCCCCCAAAAAAUAAAUAAAUACAGUAACAAUCCAAACUCCAUGAAAAGAUGUACAAUCUUACCAUAUUUCUUUCUCUGUUGAUAUAUUGUAUGAAAAUUAAAUGAGAUUUUUCUUUUCCCUUUUUUUAGUUUCUUUGCAUGGACACAAAUUUAGCUGAAUAAAAAAAGAAAGAAGAAAAUUAUUUUCUUGAGGCUGUAACUUGCAAAAAAAAAAGAUGAAAAUAAACAGAAUCAGCCAUUUUCAACAAUUUAUAUUAUUUUUAAAGAAAAUUUUCACUAGUGCAUGGUUUUCAAGGGGAGUGAAUGCAACAUCGUGACUGAAAAAAAAAAGGACAUUGUUUAUCAUUCUUUACACCAUUCAUGAAUCUGCAUUUUGCAGACAUGCAGAAAAGGGGAACUUAAGAAUUAUUUAACAGAAAAUGUUUAUGUGACAAAAAGUGAUAAUGAAAAUAAAUGUAAAUGAUCUAUUUCAUUGUAAAAGGCUAAUGCCUUAUAAAGAUAAACAUAAUGUGCAAAUUGUACAUGUUUCUCUUUUUCUUCCUUUCCCAGGGUACUUCUCAUCGUACUAUUCAUUGCUACCAUUGUUCAGUCCCCUGACAUCGUCCAGAUUUUAGGACUGUUGGUUACUUUACAGUACUGUAUCGUUUCACUAUGUUUGUUUUCUUCCUUCUUUUGGAUUUGGAUUUGUUUAACAAGCAUGUUGAAAAGGGUCUUUUGCAACAUGGCUUGGGCACACCUUACAGUAACUCAGCAUGUUUUGAUAAAGAUGAUAUUUGGAAUUUUUGCAAUUUCUUGUACAGUGCAUGUCAACUUCAUUACUUUUCUCCCUCACCUUAAAUUGAGCUCUAUGGCAAAUUAGUUCUUGGUCUUCCUGGGCCAUUUAUUGAAGUUUUAACAGAACAUUCCACCCCACCCGAAAGUCACAUUUUCUUUCAGGUUUUUGAGGAAAAAAAAGAAUAAGAAAAAAUAUGACAAGGAAAAUAUUUUAUAUUUAAUGGAUGCUGGCGAAACAGUUGUGAUUGCAAGUGUAUUUUAUUUCAGUAUUGUUGACGAACAUGCAAAAAUAAUCUGUACUGGUACAGCAAAGAGGUCUAUACCGAAUCAAGAGACGGCAAACAUGCGCGACAUGCGUGUUGCCAUGGUUCAAUUUUACAUCACUGUUUGUGAAGAUGAGCUAAUCACAAGUUGAAAUAAUAAGGGAUAUUGCCACAGAAUUUUUUUUUCUUGUUUUAAUGAAAAUGAAAUUACUUUACUAUAUUUUUGUUAGUUUUAUUUAAAAGCCAAGACCAGUUUAUUUUUUAUUUUCUAUUUUUAGUAAUUAACAAUACUUCUCGUGUCUGGGAAGUACAUGAAUCUUAUAGUUGCAGUAUGUCUGAAUGAAACUGAAUUGAGGCAUUGUUCCUUUUCCACGUGAAGAUAAUGCAUUUUAAUGUCAGAGAAAAACCUUGUCGCUUUAACAAGCUACAGUAUAUAUUUUCAUUUUCAUUGUACAUACCUUUAGAUGUCAGAAUUUGAGUAAACAAGCUACCACAAGUAGACUGAUAGAUUCUUUUGGAAGAGGAAAAAUGCCUCAUGAUGACAAAGACAUGUUAUUUAUCCUUUUGAAUGCCUUUUCAUUUUCUCUUUUUGGUGCAAUGUGUUAAUGCCAAGGCUAUGUCUUGGUUAAGUAUGGUUGAGUACAGAGAUUUAUGUAAGUUAUUUUUCAAAUUAAAAAUAAAAAAAAUGAUAUUACACUGA
Molecule: messenger RNA, 7786 nt
Organism: Maylandia zebra (zebra mbuna)
Lineage: Eukaryota; Metazoa; Chordata; Actinopteri; Cichliformes; Cichlidae
Source: RefSeq, a predicted model, not a curated record